Molecule: messenger RNA, 1029 nt
Organism: Hemiscyllium ocellatum (epaulette shark)
Lineage: Eukaryota; Metazoa; Chordata; Chondrichthyes; Orectolobiformes; Hemiscylliidae
Gene: ralylb
Product: RNA-binding Raly-like protein
Exons: 8
Coding region: 1-879 (292 amino acids)
Cellular component (GO): nucleus
Molecular function (GO): RNA binding
Source: RefSeq, a predicted model, not a curated record
AUGACUGGCAAAACACAGACUAGCAAUGUUACCAAUAAGAAUGAUCCCAGAUCUAUCAACUCCAGAGUCUUCAUUGGCAAUCUCAACACUGCCAUUGUGAAAAAAGCAGAUAUAGAAGCAAUUUUUGCAAAAUAUGGAAAGAUAGUUGGCUGUUCUGUGCACAAAGGAUAUGCAUUUGUACAAUACAUGAAUGAAAGGAAUGCACGUGCAGCAGUGGCAGGGGAAAAUUCCAGAAUAGUUGCCGGACAAUCUCUUGAUAUCAAUAUGGCUGGUGAACCUAAGCCUUACAGGCCCAAAUCUGGAACCAAGAGGCCUCUGUGUGCCCUUUAUGGCAGCGGUUAUGACUUUGACUACGAUUAUUACAGAGAUGAUUUCUACAGUCGGAUGUUUGAUUACCAUGGCCGUGUUCCACCACCACCUCGUGCUGUUAUACCAAUAAAACGUCCACGUGUCACUAUACCUGUCACACGCAGAGGAAAAGGUGGUUUCCCCAUGAAAGGAGGUCCACGGUCCACAAUAACAGGCACAGCUUCCACAGGACCCAAAUUGAAAUCAGAUGAGCUGCAGACAAUCAAGAAAGAACUGACCCAAAUCAAAAACAAAAUUGACUUCUUACUGGGAAGACUGGAGAAGAUUGAGAAACAACAAAAGGCAGAUGCCGAGUCACAGAAGAAGCAGCUUGAAGAAAAUUCAGAGUCUGCACAUGAGGAAUCCAUAUCAGAAAAUGCAGAAACUUCCACAGAGGAACAAGUGGAAGGGGGCCCUGAUGUUGAUGGAGAUGGAGAAGAGAUGACUGAUGGAGUAGAGGAAGAUUACGACGAGGAUGGCAGCAAUGAGAUGAAUGAGAAUCAUGUAUCAGACAUGGAGGAUACACAGUAAUUGACACACAUAGAAAGUUCAAACAAACUAAAGGUGUCAUGGUGGUCAAUGACAAUGGACUGGCUGGUACCUGGAACUAAGUAUUACCUUGAGCAACAAUAGAAGAAAAGAUGUACAAUAUAUUAAGACUGAUAGUCAAUCUUAUGUGGG